Ilex paraguariensis (yerba mate) is the source of this 1449-nucleotide messenger RNA. Lineage: Eukaryota; Viridiplantae; Streptophyta; Magnoliopsida; Aquifoliales; Aquifoliaceae. The record is from the annotation of a GenBank genome assembly.
AACCACAAUCUUCUUCUGAUUCCUAUUGAUUUUACAAACAAACUCACUCCCCCCAAGUGAAAAAAUUGUUCUGCUGCCUUGACCUUUGAAUAUGGAUUCCAAGUCUAGUGAGCAACAAUCUUUCACCCUCGAAAUUCAGAAAGAAUUUGAUCAAAGAUCCGGGAGAGUAAAAUCUGUGGAUUUACAUCCAACAGAACCAUGGAUUCUAUCAAGUUUACACUCGGGAACCGUGUGCAUCUGGAACUACCAAUCUCAAGCUAUGGAAAAGUCUUUCAAUCUCACAGAAGCACCAGUAAGGUCAGCAAAGUUUAUAGCACGGAAAAAAUGGUUCGUUGCUGGAGCUGAUGACAAGUUUAUUCGUGUAUACAACUACGACACUGAUGAAAGGCUUGAGGAAUUUGAGGCACACACGGACUAUAUUAGGUCUGUGGCCGUGCAUCCUACCCUUCCAUAUGUUCUGUCAGCAUCUGAUGACGUGCACAUAAAGCUUUGGGAUUGGGAGAAGGAUUGGGUGUGUAGUCAGGUCUUUCAGGGACAUGGUCAUUAUGUGAUGCAAGUAGCAUUUAAUCCAAGAGACAACACCACCUUUGCAAGUGUAUCGCUUGAUAGAACAAUCCAGAUGUGGAAUCUUGAAUCAACUUCUUCAAAUUUAACAAUUGCAGCCCAUACUAAGGGGAUAAAUUCUGUGGACUUCUCUAAAUGUGGUGAUAAAACAUAUGUGAUAAUUGGUUCUGAUGAUCAUACUGCUAAGGUGUGGGACUACGAAACUGCAACUUGUGUUCAGACACUUGAAGGGCACACACACAAUGUGACUGCAGUUUGUGUUCAUCCUGAAGCUCCUAUUAUAAUCACUGGCUCUGAAGAUGGGACCAUCCGCAUAUGGCACGCGUUAACUUAUAGGCUCGAGAACACAUUGAACUUUGAAUUUGGAAGAGUUUGGGCUAUUGGAUGCAGAAGCGGUUCACCAGAGAUUGUAAUUGGUUGUGACGAAGGAACCAUCAUGGGAAAAGUUAUCUGUUCUCACAGUUGGGAUUCUGUGAAGCUUGGGCACAAGGAGGAAGUGUCGAGGGAAUAACAUGCUGUUUAGUGCUCUUGCUGCUAUGGCUACUACCAUUACCUUUGCUUAUGUUGAUAGUGAAUAAAAAGACUUCAUCAAUUUCUCAGCUGGGAGAGAGAUGGAAUAAUGUUGUCAUACACUAGUGUUGAUGUUAUUUCUACUAUGUUGUGUUAAAAGUGACUGCCAGGAAAAUUAGAAUUGUUUCUUACCAUCUAUAGUAUGAAUGUAUUGAAAUAGAUGUAUAUCUUCUUCUCCUUUUGGUUCCUGAUGGUCACUGGAAGUACUGAUAGGGCGGCCUUUUUAUUUUAUGUCAUUUUUGAAGUAAUUUAUGAUGUUUUUGUUGAAAGGUGUAGCCUUGAAAGAUCACAUAGAAUUCUAACCUUAAAAUUGAC